GACUCAAAGAAGUUUCUGUGUUGGAAGGCUUUAGGCAGUGCUGACAAGUUUUUUGACAAAAGCCUAGAUAUUGAUGGUCUUCUGAGAAUAUGCGGCGGCAAUCCUUCGGUGCUGGAGAUGAUAGGCUCAAAAUUGCGUAAACAUGGCAACGAUGUCUGCGUUUGUGAAAGCACCAUUGAAUUUUUUAAGGGUACCCUAGCAAAAGGAAAGGGGGAUUUAAGUAAAAAAGUAUUCGAUAUGGUCUACAAUACUCUGCAAGAAAAUAUGUACAAAGAUGCAUUUCUAGAUAUAGCAGCAUUUUUCUAUAACUGGCCUGAAAGGACUGUGGGUUACAUUGUUGACGAGGUGGCGCUUAAAGCCAUAGAAGAGGCAGCCCUGGUGCAGAUAUCCGAGGCAAGGAGAGUGAUUGCCUACGACAUCGUUCAAGCGCGCGGGAGGAAGUUGUCAAAAGCGGAUAGAAUAACUAAUCCUCAAUCCCUCCACAGUGCUCUGCAAGAUACACAGAGACUUGAGAAAUUGAAAGGAAUUCAUCUUCCACAGAAAUAUGUUGAUUUUUAUUGGGUAUUUGAUGGUGAUUAUGAACCGGAAUUCCAACUUACGGCAGAACAUCUGGAUAAGACGCAUCAGUGUCUAAGAGUUUUGAUUCUUAAUAUAGAAACAAAAGUCACUGGAGCAUGCACCAAGCAAUUUGUAAAUCUAAGGUAUCUUAAAAUUGAUAGUGGAUAUUGCUCACCGAUGGAGUUAAACAAGCUUCCGAGGCUGGCAAUUUUUGAGGGUCGCAUAAGAAGUGACGACAGUUUUCGCGACUUACCCCAUUCUUUGCGUAGAUUGAAGGUGGAUGCUUUAGAAUCCCUUGGGUUGGAUGAAAGUUUUGGUAAACUGUCUCGUCUGGAAGAGCUGGAUAUAUCUCAAAAUGAGCAUUAUAUGACGAGGCUUCCACAGAGCUUUGGUCAACUAAAAUCUCUUCGUUGCCUAAAAUUGUGCAGUUUUAGAGAGCUCACUUCCUUGCCCGAUAGCUUUGGUCAACUGAGCAAUUUGGAGGAGUUGAAUUUAAGUGAUUGUACAAACCUGUCUACUCUCUCUGACAAUUUUGGCAAACUGAGCAACUUGAAGAGGUUGAAAAUAAUAAACUGCAAAAACUUGCCUAAUCUUCCUGAUGGUUUUGGUCAACUGAACAAAUUGAAGAAGUUAGUUAUAACAAAUUGUACAAACUUGGCUAGUCUUUGUGAUAGUCUUGGUCAACUAAGCAACUUGAAGAAGUUGGUUAUAGUGAAUUGUACAAACUUGUCUAGUCUUUGUUCUAGGUUUGGGCAGCUGAAGUCUUUGGAAUAUCUGAGAAUUCGUGGUUGCCGAAGUCUACAGAGGCUCAGUGAUGAUUUCGGAUCAUUGACAUGUGUGGCUGCAAUAGAGGCAUCAGGGUGUCCUGCGUUGGAAGCAAAAGAAAUGGACCGGGUGAUUCAGUUGGAGAGCUUGAUGGUGUUAAAUAUCUGUGAAAGCCAACUAAUGAUAAAGCGUUGGGAAGAAAUAAAGGAGGGACACUCUCUAACUGUACGGACAGAAACAAAAAGAUACAAUGCGCUUAGACAGUCAAUGUCGAGGGCAUUAUUUGACAGGCAGAGCAAAUUUCUGAAUGCUGAUGGAGUGGUGAGAGAGUGGUCGUCCACCUUCCUGGCGGGUGAAGAAAAAAUUGCUUUGCUGGUGACAUGUUGUGAUCUAUGUUCCUCGGCAAAUGAGAAGGCUUGUCAGAUGGUGAAGGAGAAAAUAGAGAAGCUUUCUAGUGAUGGUUUGAACCACAUAAUGUAUGUGGGAUUAAUGGAGCAAAGUGAGGAAACUAUUCGCCAGACUCUCCGCCAAUUAUCUCAGGGCAUUGAGGGUGGUGAUUCUCUUUCUCUUUGUGCUUGGAUUCCUUCCCACUACAAAUGGAAGCAAUUAUUUGUCUUUUCUGCAUGCUGCAUGGUUAUGGAAUCAUGGCGAGUACAUACCUUUAUUGCCGAGGCACAAAUCUCGUCUAGCGAGCAAGGCAAUCCACAAGUGGAAUACUUCGGGCAAAUUUUUCCCGACGACGAAUACUUGGAGCAAAUUUUUCCCGAGGACGAGGACGAGGACGAGGACGAGGACGAGGACGAAGACGAGGACGUGGACGUGGACGUGGACGAGGACGUGGACGAGGACGAGGACGAGGACGAGGACGAGGACGUGGACUUUACCGAAGACGUGGACGAGGAUAAGGACGAGGACGAGGAAGGAGCAAUGACAGAUUUGGGACGUGGCUUCUCCAGUCUAUAUUCGCAGUUGCAGAAAACUUUUAUCUUCUCCACUCUCUAA
Messenger RNA from Cryptomeria japonica (Japanese cedar), 2325 nucleotides. RefSeq names its product probable disease resistance protein RPP1. The record is from RefSeq and is a predicted model, not a curated record. NCBI's taxonomy places the organism in Eukaryota, Viridiplantae, Streptophyta, Pinopsida, Cupressales, Cupressaceae. Gene Ontology annotation, biological process: defense response to fungus.